Molecule: messenger RNA, 6194 nt
Organism: Tyto alba (common barn owl)
Lineage: Eukaryota; Metazoa; Chordata; Aves; Strigiformes; Tytonidae
Gene: CFAP92
Product: cilia and flagella associated protein 92 (putative)
Exons: 16
Coding region: 256-3714 (1152 amino acids)
Source: RefSeq, a predicted model, not a curated record
GGGGCUUUAGGCUCCCGCCGGAUCGGGGACCGUCGUCUACGAGGGGGCCGGCGGGCAAAGCCGACGAGUGCCGCCGCUCCCUCUGUCAGGAAAGGGGCUUCAGCCAGGCCUGAGCUCGAAGUUUGCUUCUGACUUCUUCACCAAUGUCUUUCGGGUUCCUUUUUAACAGGAGCAAAGCGACAGCUUUGGGGAAUUCAGCUUGACAAGUAACACUUGUGGACGACCUUUGAGUCCUUUGUCUGACUGUACGUCAAGAUGGCAGAGCACAAGCAGAAUUCAAAGGCAGUGGAAGAGGAGGAGGUGGAGGAACAUGAUAAAGAGAUGACAGACUUGAACACAAUCUGCUCUGAAAGCAGUUUUGAGACUGAAAACCUAGAGGUGCUUGGGAGUGGUGGAUGUCUGACCCCAGAGGGUGAAAGCAGCAGGCUCCUCCCGUCUGAAGAAAGUUCAGUGGAACCGGAUGGCUCCCAUACUGUGACCUGCACACUCACAGUCUCACUAGCUGUCCCUGCCCUGCCUACAGGACAAAAUCGGGAGAAAUCCAAUCCCCCUGGUACGCAAGGAAAGAGAAUUCAAGUUGAAGAAUUGGGAUCUAUUCCAAGAAUGCGACGUUGCUAUCACAUUGAGUACUUCCUUCUACCAGAUGACCUCGUACCUAGAAAACUGGAUUUGGUGUUGUUUGGAGUCGUUGCAAAACUAUUUACAGAAUCCAGUUCUGAGGCUAUUACACCAUGGUUUGAAAAUGACAAGAUGUGGAUAUCAUGGAACCAUAGUGUUGUUGUCGAUGUCACUAAUGAAUAUGUAAUAAAACUAAGAGAUCAUAAAAUAAUUUUAAAAAUCUGGGAUACCAAGGACAAAGUUUCCUCAAAAGUGGGGCGUGGUAAACCAAAACCUACUUCUUCACUAGAAGGAGACACAGAGGAUGUUGGUGGGGUAAAACACACAGUACUAUUGCAAAGAAAAUUCUUUGAAGAGAGUCAGCCAGCACCCAGCCGUACAAGAAUCAAAGCAGUGAAGAAGCCCAAGGCACAGGAGAAGUCUUCAGCCCUUCCUGCUGAAGCAGAAGAGACCGAUCUGAAUGAACUAGCAACAUCUAAUUCUGGUUUGACACAUCCAUCAAGGAGAGAUGACUUAAGUACAGUGAGAAAUGUGAAAUUUGCAAAAAGCAGUUUUCUGGAUAAGGCCCAACAUCUGAAGCAGAAAGCAGUUGCUGUUUCUCCAGUUAGUUCAACUUCAAAAGAAACUGAGAAAGCAAAUAAUGUGAGAAUUCUGACAUACAGAGCAGACAAAACAGGCACCACAAGUGGUAGAAGAGGUUCUGGUCCUAAAAGAAAUAGUGAUGCUGCUGUGGCAAAGAGCUAUGGCAUGGCUUCACUGCAGCUGGAUGUCAUGCCUCUCCUCUCAGGAGAAAAAUCAGUGAUCAGUCGUCUGGCAGAAAACAAUCCUAAAGUUUUAGAUGCGUAUGUGACUUUCACUGUGGAAACACCUCUUCUGUCUGAAAGACAAAAACAUGAAUUGAAUCCACUGAUUAUAAAGAUUAAUUCAGCUACCUGCCUCCCAAACACACCUGUGCCAAUAGAAAUGCUGCAGAGACUGUGUGUUCCCACCUACUGCAAAUACAAAUUUCAUAACUUUCCACCUCAUCGAACUCAUGGACAAGUCCAUGGAACUCAUGUCUACUUUAAGGAUGUUAAUGUACUUCUAACAGGGACAAUGAAACCUGGGGAAUUACAGAGUUACCUUAGAGGUCCACCUUUGGAGAUUGAGGUUCAUGACCGGGACAGAAACAUGGAAAACACCACAGAAAAGCCCUGUUUGUUUGGGGAAGAUGAAGCAGAUGAAAAAGUGGGUAAGGUGAGCUUCCUCGCUUGCAAAUCCACAAUCUAUAAUUCUGCUACAAGGAACAAAGUGUGGCAUCCUCAUGGGGUAGCUAAAGUCAGUCUAACUGAUUUAUUGGUGGGUAGAAAGUACUUGACUAUCAGUGCUCCCAUUCAUAGCUGCUCAGCUCCAAAUACAGCUGCUUUCAGUGAGGAGGAUAAAAAAAAGGAGAUGACAAAAUCAGUGAGUAGUUCUUCCCUGCUACCUAUGGGACAUUACCUAGAAUCAGACUCGCUUUUGAAAGUAAGAGUGGAAAUAGCUGUGCCAUUGGGAAUGCAUGCAGAAACUGCUGAUGCUCAAGUCACAAAUUGCCCAUAUGGUUAUAUAAUCUACAUUUUUGACUACAAUAAUUCAUCUUUAUUACAUGAUUUGGUGGAAGAGAUUACAGAAAUCAAUGCUAAAGCCCUCCAGCUGGACUGCUAUCCUGUGCACUUAGUCGGAAUGGCUCUUGCUGCAUUAAAACUGAAAACCACGCUUAGGAAAGUUUCUGAGUUGGAUGUUGUUACUGGUUUUCACUUACUGGACGGAGCAACUCAUCUCUUUGUCUUGGAGGGAUUAAAAGACAAAGCAAUCAAGAGACUAUGGGAUAGACACUUUGAAAGGACUUACAGACAUGAAGAUGGACAACUGGAAAUACUGUAUAACUCACAACUGUCUUUUCAUCAACGCCUGUAUACAGACCUGGAAGCUAUCUUUUAUAAUUUCCGCCUCUGUCAGCCCCUCUGCACUAUAACAAAACAAUCUCUGCUUUAUGUCAGAGGUGUGGUUCCUUGGGCGUGUUUCCAAGCCUUGUCCAGGCUCAGUUCCCUCUGUCACAGUAAGAGGCUGAGGGAUGUAAUUCAUGGGGAUCUGCUGCCCUCAGCAGAAAUGAUCACAGUCUUGAGUCACGAGUAUGGAGUUCCCUUAGCUGAUGAGGAUCUCUUCACUCAGAACCCUCCUUUCCUCUCAUUUUCCUCUGAUGAUUAUACAGUACCAGGAAAAGUUAGCAGAGUGAAACAGGCAGCAUGUUCUUCAUUAGAUAACUAUAAGGAAGUGCAUGUGCAGCGGAAGAAAGAAAUAGCAGACAAAAUGUCUUUUGAGAGAAACCAUACUAAGGCUAACGUUGGUGCUGUGUGUCAACUCAAAGGAAAGAUGAAAGAGCCAAAGUUUGAAACUUUCAGGAUUUCUCCUGCUGAUGGCAAAUCUGUCUUUAACUACAGCUCUCAGAGCCUGAAUUCUGCAGAACUUGCAAAGCAACAUCUUCGCCAGGAAAUGGCAAAGGACCCAAAGAACAGAUUCACUUAUUGUCAUGAGCAUCUGUCAGCCACAUUUGACCCAGUGGAUGUGGCUGCUGCCUGUAAGGAGUUCUUUGCAAAAUCCAAGAGUAUGUGGCUGUCACCAGAUGGAUUUGUAUUUCCUGGAUUUAAGAGCAGCCUUGAAAGCAACCGGCACCCUCAGAUGCCUGAUGAGGCACGUCUGGAGGAGUUAAGUGAGAAAUGGCAGGAGAAUGUUCUGCAUGCUAACACGGAGCCAGUGCUGUCACGAGAGAGAUGGAGCUGGGACAAACGGCACAUUGAUUUUGAUCUUUACAAGAAACCACCUGAGCUCUUCACGACACCAGCCCCACAGACUGUCUGUUGUCAGCCUUGUGAAGAUGCUACUCAGAUUCUGCAGACCAGGUUUGAUGAUGCCAAGCUGAAAGCUCACUGCUCCACAGCAGCUGGGUUACCCACGGGUGGGCCAAGCGCCAGGUUUCGGCUACAGAAGCUGCAGGGUCUGCUGAAGGAUGAACAUCGGAAAUUCCCACUCAGGAAGGCAGGACCAGUUUUAAAGGCAAAGGGUAACUUUAGGUACUGACCCGGGCACCUACCUCUGUGCAGCAACAGCUGCUCUGCACUUUGUGGCAGGCAGAUAACCUGUGACACACUUUAUCACAAUACAUUUGGAAGUAAAAGUAUUUGUUAAAAUUGUUGUUGCUAGCACCAGUUGACUCAGUCUUACAAAGCUCUUAGAAAAAUGUAUCAGCCUGGCCACAAAAUUGUUGGUGUUUUUUGUUGUUUUUUUUUUUUUUGUUUUUUUUUUUUAAAUUCUCUGCUUUGAUGCUCAGAGAAAAUGGAGGAAGGGGGAGAAUUUCUGUUCAGCUAACUUGCCUGUCAGUGUGCAGUGGGUGAGAAAAGAAGAACAAUUUCUGGCCAGCUGGCUUAGCAGCUCUGAAAGAAAUUGUAAAGUCCCCUAAUGAAAUGGAGGGGUCGGGGCAGUUCUAUAGCCGAGAUGCCAAAUGUCUCACCAUGUGUUCUCUCGAUUACCAUAGUGCUGUAUAGACUUCCUGAGUGUUGCACUUCUGCAGAAAAAUCCCCCCCCCAGACACCCCAGUUAGCAAGACUAAAGGAUUUGUGCUCAUUAAUAUGAAAAGCUGUGUGGGUGGUCUGCACCUAACUGUUCUUUUGUUGGUUGAAUCCUUGUCAGCGAUUGCACUGCGGUGACUGACCCAAACCCUGGGCCUGCUUUUAAAGCUGAUUUUGAUCAAAGGCACCGAAGCUUGCUGUUGGCUACAGAUGCUCCAGAAAAACAAACACAGGACCUGUGAGAACGCUGGUAGCAAAAGCGGAGUUAAACCUUCAAGGCCAACUCACUGCCACCCAUCCCCUCUUUUUUAUUUUUAUUUUUUUUUUCUUAAUAUUCUGAGUGCCAGUCCUUGUCUUGAAUAGACACUCAGCAGCAAGCCACCUGCCUGCCUCAGUUUAGUGUCAGGCUUUGAGUUGCGUGUUGCUUUGUGCUCUCUGGGCUUGGCCUUUUGUUUUGAUUUGGCUGUUCAAACUAUGAAACUUGUCCAUCUUGGGCUCUUUGCCUGGUUCCUAUAAUGCCAGUACACAGCCCUUUUUGUUAGGCUGCAUAUAAAUACUCUUAUUAGUUUAUGAGGUAACAUACAUCUUGCACUUCAUAACAUUCUAAUUACAGUGGUCACACUCGACUCUGUCACCCCAAGUCUCUUCAACACAUUUUUCAAGCCUUCCAACUAUAGCCCAUGGGAAGUCAUUUCUGUUUUGCCUCACAAAACUGGCUACUCUUUUGCAAAGACAACCCUUUACAAAGGAAGUGUUACGUGCAUUAACUUCCAGGGGUCUGCAUUGGAAGUAAGAUUUAAAAAAAAAAAAAACACAACAAAACAAAAUAAACCUCCCCUCAAAAGUGCUGUAUUUUUAGUUCUUGCUUUUAAUAAUUUCCAAACUAGCCUCUUUUUCCAGUGUGUUGUUUUUCCUCUUGACAGAAAAACAAAGAAAACGUCCUUGCUGGAUGAUGUGCCUUUUUUAAACACGAUGGGUAUAUUAAAGCUAAACAUGCAGAGUCCCUUUACAUCACCACAUCAUUUACUUUCUGCUUAUUUUUAUGUAAGAUACUGUUUUCAGAAGGGUGAACACAGUAUCUCGGCUCCACAAGCGUGUUCAGUGCCAUUGCCUUCUAUUACCUGGGCACUCUUAUGCUACUGUGGUCUCUACCACAGCCUCCUGAUAGAUUUUUUUAAAAUCUUCUUUGCUGUGGCAGCCUAGAGCCUAGAUUUUUCUUCCACACCCUACAAGCAGCAUAAUUCCCCUCCCUGCCUUCCUGACCAGGGUUCCUGGCUCUCUGGUGACAGGUCACGUUGCCUGGUGCAGCUAUUUGAUUACUAAGACAAUUUCUGCUAAUGUUUCUACUCCCUUGUUAGGCAAGCAAACCACCCAAGGGCUGCGUGACCUCUCUGUGGAUACUUCCAAGCUAGAGCUUCAGCUUCACUGACUAAUCUGGCUGUUGUGGGGUUUGGGAUAUUUUUAUUUUUGGUUGUUGCUUGCUUUUGGGUUUAUUUCUUGUUGGUUUUUUUUUUUUUUUUUUCCCACACUAAGGAAAGGAAUCAGCUUGUAAUUUGUAUCUUUAAAGGUUUUGAAGCACAAAGCUGGCACAUAAUGCCUUUAUUUUUUUUUUUUUUUUUUAAAGUGAUCUUGAAUACAGGCUUGUAAGACCAUGAGUGCGAGCAACACAUGCUUUAGCUGUGUACAGUGACAACCUUGUAGUUUGCCUGUAAGGUAAAUGCUCGGGGUCUCAUUUAUGUAAUAUAUUAUGCAAUGUUGUACAGGAGGUACAACAGCUUCCAUUUUUCUUGUCCAUGGUUUGGAGAGUCUGUGCACUUAAAAAUGGACUCACCUUGGAGCUCAGAGGCACCCAGAACUUCCCGUGUAGGCAGACGUUUCCUCACCUCUCCUUCUGUUACAGCCGAGCCGGCAGAGCGCGGGGCCACGGGCUGUUUUCCUGUCCCAGCCCUGGCAGUGUCGGACGAGCGCCGUGGGGGUUCGGUGCCCUCCUGG